Molecule: messenger RNA, 1568 nt
Organism: Xenopus laevis (African clawed frog)
Lineage: Eukaryota; Metazoa; Chordata; Amphibia; Anura; Pipidae
Exons: 3
Coding region: 95-868 (257 amino acids)
Source: RefSeq, a predicted model, not a curated record
AUAUAUAUAUAUAUAUAUAUAUAUAUAUAUAUAUAUAUAUAUAUAUAUAUAUAUAUAAGGUCUCUGGGCAAUCUACACUCAUUAACAGACAAUUAUGGAUAAAGCAGUAGACCAGAAUGAAGCCUCGGAUGAGAAGAGCAAUCUUGAGAGUGAAGACUUCUUCCUAACACUCACUGAGGAGGAAAGAGAAUGUCUCCAGUACCUGCUCAAAACCAUUGAUUCGCUUGAAGAUGAUAACCAAGAGGACUCUAAAGAUCCAAAUACAAAUCAAGCAGAUACCAUCGAUGAUUUUGCCAACUCAGCACAACAUGAAGGAAACCUGGAUAGAAACCAAAGGGGGUUGAGUGAAAGCACCAAGACAGCAGAUAAAACAGAUUAUGAGCCAUCUGUGUCUAAAAUGCGGAUUAUAAAGUCAUUUUCAGAGGAUUUUCCAGGACGUUCCAUCACUGUCACAUCUGACGGGGGACACAAGUCAACCAGCUCACACCCAAGCCACUUGAGGAAGUUCGAUACCAUCAUGAGAUCGGGGGUGAACGUGCAGGAACUCCGGGCUCGUUUCAUUAGCGAGCAAGAGCCUUCACCAAUGGGAGAUCAUACAAAGAGUUCAGGAGCAGCAGGGGCCAAACAGCCGCCCGUCCCCUGGAAUCCAAAAUCUCCGAGGCAGGAGGCCUUGCAGAAGUUGGGACUGCUUAAAAGGAAACAAAGAGAUUCAAAUGCUUGCAGCUCCCUCGAGCCCCAUCAACACACAGAACAAAGCUUAGCCUCGCAAAACGGUGAGAUUAAGCAAAUUGCUUCCAAAGGAGGGAAUGGUCCUCUAGAGAAAAGAUCUGGGAAGCCGGGAAACAUGGACAGAUGCUGGCCUCCUUAACUUCUAAAUGAAUUGACUUGGACACUUGCCCACGAGGGCUACAAGUCAUUAUCGAUCUGCCAUACAUUUAUAAACCAAAGCGGAGAGUUAAAAACCAGCGACGCCUGACUUCCCCAUAACUACAGCACAUAAUGAGGAUUUAAAUAUAGGAAACGCAUCAUGAUUAUACAAUUAGAUGAUUCCCAUGAAGACUUUAGAAGGAGAAGCGUGAUGGAAUUGAUGUUCACUACAGCCAGACUGUAUUUUUUGGAAGGGGGGUGGGUUAUUGUAUUUUUUAUAUCUGUAUAUUUAUAAGUAGUGGCUAUACUCCAGGUAACUUUAUGGGACCUUUAUAUACCUUUAUUUUUAGCGUCUCUAUGGAUUUUUUUUUAAUGAAAACAAUAUGAGGUGAGAUUGUGGCGUGCAGUUUUACCCUUGCCAUUGAUCCUCAGGCUUUCUGGUCUAACACUGGUAUCACGUCCCAUUGCCCUUCUAUUGUUUUACAGUUUCUUAUAAUAAGAAGCCUGAGAGUAAUAUGGUUUAGCAGUCUAGGGGCCCUGACAUGAACUCAGUUGCGAAAUGGGCAGUCGAUGGAAGCCAUAUAUCGGACUGUCCCUAGCAGGUAGACUGUCAUCCUUUAAGGAGAACUAAAGCUUUAUUAAAGAAGUAGCUAGAAAUGUUGUACAUUAUGUUUUGUGCUUCUGUACCAGCCCAAGGCAAC